AUGGAUGAAAAUAUUGAUAAGAAAAGUAUGUUUAGAAAAAUAUUAUUUCCACAAUUAUCUGUGUCACCAGAUGAAAUUGAAAUAUUUGGUUUUAAUAAAAAUCACACAACAAUUUAUGAUAAACAAUAUAAUAUGUAUGAAGUUACUUUUAAUUUUACAAAAAUUUCAUCACCAGUAUGUAAAAAUUUACUGGAAAUUUUUAUAGUAACAAUUAAUAAAAAAGGUAAAAUAAUACUAGAAUUAUAUGGUGGAAUAAUAGAAUUAAAUCAAGACAAAUUUAUUAAUAACAAAGUAACAAUUUAUAUGAAAACAAAAAAUCUUUAUUAUGUGGAUGAUAUUUGUAAUAAUUUUAAUAAUAAUAAUGAUGAAUGUUAUCCAAUUGGUAAAGCAGUAAAAGUUACAUUUAUGUCAAGAAAUGAUAAUACAUGUGAUAAUUUUAAUCUAAAAUCUGUCAAAAUUAAAACAUUAUUUAAGAAAACUCCAACAGAUGUUACAUAUAUUGAAAAUGAAAAUGAAAUUAUUUUUGGUAAUUCUGAAAAUAUAAAGUAUGCUAAUACUUAUGCUAUCUAUACUUCAAAUAUUGGUACACCAGUAUGUUUAAAUAUUACUAGACCAUGGAAAUCUGAGUAUAAAAAAAAUGAAAUGUUUCUUUUAGAUCCAACUGAUGAUAAAUUUCCUAAUGCAAAUAAAAAAUGUUUAAAAUCAAUAAUUAAUUUUAUACUUUUUUUUAUAUUCAUUAUUCUUGGUUCUAUUGAAACAAUAGUUGUUAUAAUUGUCAUUCAUAAUGGGCGAAAAAAGUUAAAAAAAUCUGAAAUUAAUAAUAAUAAACUGUUUAAUGGAAAAAAAUUUUCAACCCAAGAUAAAUUAGGUUAUCAAGUUGAAAAAAAAGAAUCAAAAAUAGAAGUUGUCAAUGAGGAAAAAAGUAAUGAUGAAGAAAAGAUAUCUUCUAUUGAUAAAAAUGAAAAUGUUGGUGAAAAAGAUUAUAAAAAAAAUAUAAUUAGUAAUAAUAUAAAUAACAAAAAACAAGUAUCAAAAGAAAAUGAAAAAGAUAAUUAUGAUGUGGAAGAUUAUGAAGAUAAUGAAGAUGAUAACAAUGAUGAAGAUGUUGAAUCUAAUGCUGGUAAGGGAGGAGAUAGUAAAAAUCAAAAAAAAGGAGCAAAAAAAGUUCCAUUAAAAGGUAUUAAAAAUGUUAGAAAAAAAACAAGUCAACAACCAAAAAAGAAAGUAGUUUGUGGUAAGAAAGGUAUAUCAAAAAAUAAUGGCAAAAAAAGUACUGCUUUCAAAAAAGAGACACCAAAGAAGACGGCAAUACGUAGACAGAAACCAAAACCUGCAGCAAAUGGUCGUCGCAAGUAA
This is a messenger RNA of Strongyloides ratti, 1356 nucleotides long. RefSeq lists its product as hypothetical. Bases 1 to 1356 code for a protein of 451 amino acids. The transcript has a single exon. Lineage: Eukaryota; Metazoa; Nematoda; Chromadorea; Rhabditida; Strongyloididae. The record is from RefSeq and is a predicted model, not a curated record.